This is a messenger RNA of Corylus avellana, 1458 nucleotides long. The record is from RefSeq and is a predicted model, not a curated record. Lineage: Eukaryota; Viridiplantae; Streptophyta; Magnoliopsida; Fagales; Betulaceae.
AUGUCUGUGAUUGAAGGUUCUAAUGAGCUUGCUAUCGUCCCUGUUCCAAACCAGCCUUCCACUGAGUCAACCCAUUUCUCUACUCCUGGUCAUCCUCACCAACCCCACCGAGACCAAUCCAACUCUUCCCGCUCUUUCCCAAUCCACAAGCAUAUUAAUAUGCCUAAAUCUGCAGUACUAUUCAGUGAAAAUUUCCGUUCCAGCUCCAAAGCUUCUAUCAAUGAGAUUCUCAACUUGGCACAAAUUCCAGCCCGUGCUAAGUACCUUGGUAUCCCUCUCUUCAUGCAUAGAAAAAAGAAGGAUUCUUUUGUUGAGCUCAAGGACAGGAAGUUUUGGUGGGGCUAUCCACAGGAAAAGAAGCAUAAUCUCUCACUUCUCUCUUGGGAAAGCGUUUGCAAGCCGAAAUCCUUGGGUGGUUUAGGUAUUAGGACUAUGGAAUCUCUCAAUAAUUCCUUACUUGCAAGACUUGGUUGGAAGAUGACUUCAAAUCAAUCCCUUCUUUGGGUUGAUUCUCUUAGGAGUAAGCAUCUCAAGAAUGGUAUUUCUUUUCUAAAUGCUGCUUCCAAUCCUAGCUCUUCUUGGCUUUGGAAGGGUUUGCUGAAAAAUAGGAAGGUUGUUGAAAAGGGAGCUUGUAUUUCCAUCUCCAGUGGUUUGAAUGUGGAUAUUUGGUCCUCUCCUUGGAUUCCUUUGAUGCCUAAUUUUAGGCCUAUUCAUAAUGCUAAUUUGGAUGUUUGUCCCUCUCUUACUGUGGCUGAUCUUAUUAUUCCAGGGGAGCAAAUUUCCACCUCCAGGUUUGCAAAUCGGCCUAUCUCUGAUUGGAUUUCUACAAUCCUCUCUCCCAUGGCGUCUUUUGGUAUUACCAAACCUGAGGUGAGAAAGUUCCAGCUCUUUGUUGCUCUUGUUAUGGAUUUUAUUUGGAGGGCUAGGAACUUGCUUAUCCAUGAUGGCCUUCAACCUUCUUCCAGCCAAGCUAUUGUUCAGGUUUCUAGUAGUCUUAAUCACCAUAUUACUGCAUGGCGUGAGCUUGAUCUACCCACUCUAUGGGUGCCUCCGGUUGUAGGUUACGUAAAAGGCAAUUUUGAUGUCGCAGUGAAGGGGUCGUUUGCGGUUGUGGCGGCAGUGAUUAGUGAUGAUAUGCGCAACAUUAUAAGUGUUGCCACUCAGAAACUUAAUUCCACUGAUGUUCUGCAAGGAGAAGCUUCUGUAGCUUUGUUGGCUGCACGGUUGGUAGUCUCCUCUGGUUGUGAUAAGCUUAUGUUGGAAGGUGAUGCCCUUCUGGUUGUUUUAGCUAUAAACAACCCGUCUUUAUUCUCUUCUUGGACUUUUGCUAAUUGUAUUUAUAAUAUUAGUUUAGUUCUUUCUUCUUUUCAAAGUUGGAAUGCUUUGAAAGUUUCUCGAUGUGCCAACUUUCGUGCACUUGCUCUAACUAAAUGGGUCACUUCCAAUCUUGUUUUUUGA